CGCAGGUUGACGUAGUCCUCGUGGUUUGCGAUCUUAAAAAAAUAUGUCAUUUUAAUGCAACGACAUUCACAAUAAUGCUUUACAAUAUUUUUGUCAAUCUCCAGAUCAAUGUGUUACUGUAUGAUUAUCAGAAAUGUCAGUGUCUUGUUGUAGGGCGUUUGAAAUCGGACACCAUGGUGUUUUAACGUCCUCGUACGCCGCGGAGGGAUACUCUUUUGGAAUCGACAAUGUGGAGGCUGUUAAAAUGUCUACUCGGAAGAUGAAAUGGUUACAAUUGUAGCAACUAAAAUAAUCGCUUGACAUACAACACGAGUUAUGAAUCUAUUCGUUAACAUUCCUUCAUUUUCAUGACGUGGACUGUAUAACAAACCAAGCGUUUGAUCGAGAAUUAACGAUAUCGUCGUUCGUUCUUCAUCUACAGUCCGGAGCAGGGGGAAUCUAUCCCCAACUUUAUGUUUUUCUCUACUCCAACCGUUCAUUUUUCCUGUUGGAUGCCACAUAAUUGAAUAUAGUCUGCUGAAAGUCAGUUGCUGAGACUCCAAGAGCCAAAGGAACAGUAGCAGAGAAUGGCUACAGUGGGAACAGACAAGGAGCUCAGCGACCUGCUGGAUUUCAGUGCGAUGUUUGCACCACCGGUGUCCAAUGGGAAGAACAGGCCCACCACUCUAGCCAGCAGCCAGUUUGGAGGCUCAGGCAUGGAUGAGCGGAACGGUCCUGGCCCCUGGGCAUCUGGAGAACAGACCAGCCCUUCCUUCAACCAGGGACGGGGUUAUGGUGAAGGAGCUCAUUAUAACGAGCACGAAGGCAUUGCUCCCACCCCCUUGUUUGGCUCCGGGAUUGUGGGCAAAGCUGAGCGAGGAGCCUACUCUUCUUUUGGAGCCCAGCCGGGCUUUAUGCCCAGUGAGAUGCCCAUGCCCAGUCCUGAUGCCUUGUCCCCGUCGGGCCUGAAGUCUGGCUCCCAGUUUUACCCCUCUCAGUUUAACUCUCGCAGAAGACCCACCCAGGAGAGCAUGGAUGCCCUGCCAAAAAAGAUCCGGAAAGUUCCCCCUGGCCUGCCAUCUUCAGUAUAUGUGUCGGCGUCAGGAGAGGACUAUAACAGAGACAGUGCAGGAUACCCUGCCUCCAAGCCUGGAAACGUGGCCUACCCCGGCACCUUCUACAUGCAAGAAGGUCUGCACUCCUCCCCUGAUCCAUGGAGUUCUGCCGGGCCGAUGGGUCAGCCGGGCUACCCUGCAGCCAUGCUGGGUAACUCCCCCCAUCUGGGCCAGCCUGCCCCCUUCACCGCCAUCAACCCCCAAGACAGACUGAAGCGCCAGCCGCUGCCCCUCUCGCCCCAGAACUACCCCCUGCAUGGCAGUGAGGUGAACGGGAGCUUCCACCCUGGGUCCACAGGCUACGGAGUCCCCAACCACACACCCCCCAUCAACGGAACAGAAACCAUCAUGGCCAACCGGGGGCCAGGAAGCUCAGGAGAUGAGAUCGGCAAAGCCCUGGCAUCAAUCUAUCCCUCGGACCACAACAGCAACACCUUUCCUUCCUCUCCGUCGACUCCAGCGGGCUCUCCUCAGGCCAUAGCAGGUUCUGCCUCUCAGUGGCCCCGGGGCUCGGGACAGACCACACCCUCUCCAAACUUUGAGGGUGGACUGCAGGCUCUGCAAAACAAGAUGGAGGACCGCCUUGAGGAGGCCAUCCAUGUAUUGCAGCGUCAUGCUGGGGGGCAAGGGGGUCCAGGGGGGCUGCCUGACAUGCACAGCCUUCUUAGUGCCGGUAUAGGAGGUCUGGCCCAAGCCUUUAACAACGCUGGCCUGGGACUGACCAACAGACUGCCAAGCCUGUUGUCCAAUCACCAUGAGGACUCGUCUAGUCUGCCCUCUAGUGGUGGUGGUCUGCAUGGUCACCAUGGCCCUGCCUCUGCCCAGCCAGGUGGCCAGCCUGAAGGCUUUAUCAGCGUCACUCGCUCCACACAAUCAUCCAGUGGGUCCGAUGUCAAACGGGAGGACAAGGAGGAUGACGAGAACUCCUCCGUGGCUGACAAGUCAGAGGAUGAGAAGAAAGACUCGAAGACCCGCACUCGAACAAGAGAGCCGUUUUCCUUCCAGACCUUCUCCUCCUCCCUAUCAGACACAGGAGCAGACAGCUGCAGCGUGGCCUCGCUCAACGAGGAGAACCUCACGGCCGAGGAGAAGGAGCAGCGGGAGCGGGCGCGCCGCAUGGCCAACAACUUCCGGGAGAGGGUGCGCGUGCGUGACAUUAACGAGGCGUUCAGGGAGCUGGGCCGGAUGGUACAGGUGCACCUGCGAAGUGACAAGGCCCAGACCAAACUCAUCAUCCUGCAGCAGGCCGUGCAGGUCAUAAUGGGCUUGGAGAAGCAGGUCCGAGAGCGUAACUUGAACCCCAAGGCAGCGUGCCUGAAGAGGAGGGAGGAAGAGAAGGGUUCAGGGGGGGACCCUCAAAUGGGAGGAGGGCACCCUGGGUUAGGGGGGGAAGGACACAACACUGUGAGCCAUAUGUAACACCAAGCUCCUGGUCCUGUUGAUUGUACAGCCCUUAGAAGAAGUGGCCUUAUUCUCUCGUCAUGCAUCUCACUUUGUGUCAAUCCUCAAAGGUGCUCUCUAUAUGCUAGCAUAUCAUGGAGAAGCACAUUUUCAAACAAACACACAAAACUGGCGGGUACAUUCCCUACUAUGAAUACAAUAUCUAUACACAAAUACACAAAGUUUGGAAGAAUACUUACAGUAAAAAAGAAACUGAACUCCAAGGAAAGACUGGAUCACAGACAGAGGAAAUUUAAACGCAACAAUUUUCUGCCUAAUGUUCAUGUUUUUGUAAGACAUUUUAAGAUGUUGGGAGCAAGAUUUGUUUGGAUCAAAUAGUAUUUUUGGAUCAAUUGCUCAUGUGAGCAACCUAUUAUUUUUUUGUCCUUUGGUAGUAAUUUGCCAUUCCCACUUGAAAAGGAGGUCUUACUUUCAUUACAAGCAAAGGUGAAAUCACAAUCUAACCUAUAUGAUUACUACUGUGACAUCAGAAUCUAAACUGUAUGGUGACUGUGACAUCAGAAUCUAACCUGCAUGGUGACUGUGACUUCAGAAUCUAACCUGCAUGGUGACUGUUGCUUAUAUACCUGCAUAAAGGAAAGGGUUGGCAGAUUUCGAAUCAUCAUUGUUCCCAACAUCAUCUUUUUCCUCAACAUGGCUGAACCACAGAAGUGGAGUUUGAGGUAUCCAGGCAUCCCACCAGCAUUGAAAAGACUAGACUCACAGUGACACCUAUUGAAUCGGCUGGCAAAGUGCUGUUAUAUAGCACAAUGAUAAAAACAAAACCUAGCCAACUUUGGAAAUACUUCUUUGUUUUUGCCUUCUGGUAAGGGCUGCCCACACACUGGCCCAUCUGAAGGAUUAGUAUGGUGGGUGUUUUUUUAUUUAUCCACAGAUCCUACAAUCUUCCAUUUUGUCCUUUUCAUCUGUUUGUUUUUGCUUCCCUGGGUGGAGUAGAGGAACUGCCUGUGAGGAAAGGAACCUCGCCAACUCGUAGAGACCUAGGACAGGUCCUGGUGACUCUACUAGCUGAAAACCACUUCCUGUUCACCUAUUAUUAACACAGGAUCGAUGGUGAAAUCCAGACUUCCUCUGACUUGGGGACAUAGGACUGAAACAUGCAAGAAGUGUGUUGUGCUCUGAGCUAGAGCACGCCUCCCCCUAUCCCACUCCCUCUGCCACUACCUGAACCAUGGCUACACCUCCUGUUCCGCCUCCAGUUCAAGUACACCGCGUGGACACACGAUCAGCGCCCUCAGCCAAUCUUAUUCCUCCAUUUCCUUCACACCCGUGGAGCUAGUGUCGUCAGUGGGCAUGUGGGGAUGUGUCCAGGUCACGCGUACAUAAAUACUUUGGAGGACAAUGAGUGGUUUUUUGGUUUGUUUUUCUAAGUGGACUACAGGUAGUAAGUUACAGGAGGAGUGGUUGUUGGACAUAGAAAGGGUGGAUUAUUCAGGGGUGGAUCAUGACAUUUCAUUGAUAUCUUCCCUUGAAUGUGUUCAACUGCCAUUGAUAGACAAUAUUUGUUGUUCCUUAAAUUACAGGAAGCAUUGGGUGUUUCGAACCAGUUACAACACCUGUUUGUAAGGAUACUCCUUUUUGUAGAAGUGAUUUAUUGUUUUGUUUUUUAACCUUGUAAGAUAGCUAUAUGAGUUUUCUUUUGGAUUGCUUGCUUUCUUUUCAUUUCACUUUUUUAAAUGUAAGACAACUCUCGUUUUAGAUGCCAGGAACAAACUUAAAGUGUGUCUCUCUUUCCAUCCCCAAUGUAUUGAUCUUUUCUUUUUUAUUGAGAUAAGCAUGAAGUCCCAGUUGCUAAGUAGUAAACACCAACACUCCUAAUAUGUCUGGAAAUUCUCCAAACUGUUUUGGAAGUACAGGUCCUUUGGACAAAUUAUAUUUCACAACUACUGCGAAAGGUUUGUAUAAAUAAUUUAUCCCAAUUACAAUUUCAUACUCACUAUUAAAGGAAGUGUUGGUUAAGUUGGAAACCUUGGAAAGGUUUUUAUCACUAAACAUUUGGAACAGUAUUAAUUUCAUCACUUAUUUUGUUCUUAGAGGUGAUCUGUAUGGUAAAACCCUGAACAUCAGCCCUAAUGCUUUUGGAGAACGCCUUUUGAUUCUGCACGUGACUGUAGGUAAGAGGUAGCCCAAAUAUGCAUUAUUUCAUGAAAAACAAUUACUAAAAUGUGACUGAGGCUGUAAUUUUAGUCUAUCAUUUUAGACACUGCCCCCCCGUGAAAUAAUGCAUAUUAAUGCCAUCUCUUACUUUCAUCAUGCGCAAUAUCAGACAGCCAUGUCCAACUACAGGAGACCUGUUGUCCAGAGUUAUAGUAGACUGAUAAAAAUGACAGAAAAUAACACUGAUUUUGAAUAGAAAACCUAAAAGUUGCAUUUCUGGAGUUAUUGCGGAAAAGGAAGCAACUUGGUGUUCUUUAAAGUUUCAAAUAUUUUUUGGUCUCAUCCACUUCGUAGCAGAUGUUGUUGCGGGUAUAGCAAGAUGCCUUUUGUAUCAGCUUCUAAACCAUGCCACCGGCUAACUAAAAUAAUGCUUGCAUCUAUUAAGAAAAAGAAAGUCCAUGCAAGUUCAAAUUAAAAUGACACAUUUUCAAAUCCAAUAAUCCAAUUGGGAAUCGGGGUGUAUAUUCCAGUGCAGGCAGCAUACAAAAAUGCACGUUAACAAGAAAUCAAUGAAUGGGGAAGAGACCAGUUCUCUGCACCAGUGUCCCCAAUGAACAUUGUGUGUGUGUGUGUAUGUGUGGGCAAGGAGUGUGCAUGGGCAAAUAAGCCCUAAGGUGCGGAUCAGAGUGCAAGACAGUCUGAUGGGCAGCGGUAAACACCUCUUCUGUUUGCUCGCUAGGAUGCUCCAGAGCAGUCUAUGCUAGAUAGUAACAGUAUGAACAGGACCGGUGGCUGAUGCAUUAGGCUGCCCUUGUUGCCCUUCUAAGAGCCACGCGGUCACUGGCCACAUGGUCACUGGCCACAUGGUCACUGGCCACAUGGUCACUGGCCAGGGCAGUUAUCCUACCAGACAGUGAUGCACCUGUAAAAGCUUAUGAGAGUCCUCUGGGAAAUGCCACCCACUGUGUAGUCUUUACCACAGUGUCGAAUUGAUUGGACCAUUUCAGGCCCUUUGUUGUGCAUCGUAGACGAGCGACUCCAUCAAUGAGUUUUUUUUUCGAUCCCCUGAAGUCCACAUCAGCUUCUGUAUUCUUUUGGAUGCUGGAGAGUUGUUUUUUUAUUUUUAUUUUAUUUUACCCGGCGCUGCUCUGCCAAGUCUCAUACCUCCUGCUUGUAGGUUUCCUUUUAUAGCAAUCCCUUUCAGCUUACCGGGUCAUCAAUUGGUGUAUUGUCGAUGUCGGUUCAGUUUAAUAAAUCGUGUUUUCAAACUUUUCAAAUCGAAACAAAAAAAAUGGGAAAGAUUCAAUAAGUUGGGCUUAGUCAUUCCCCAGAGUUUGGAAUCUUUGUUAGAAAAUGGUAACUCACCAGUGCCUGAACUUCACUGUUGAAUUGUAAUUGUCACUGCGCCUGUGGCUUUCUAAGAUAACCUUUUACAAAUAUCCAAGAUUGGCAUGGUUGGCAGGGAAGAGUUGGGCAGUGUUUCAGGACAUAUCUAUGAAUAUAUUUCUUAUUAGCAGCUAAUGGUUAUGUAAUGUUUUAAACACUUUCUCUGUUUCUCAGUUAGUGAUUGGUAUCCCUAAAUUUGGCAAACAACUGAGUAAAUGUUUAAUUUAGUGAGCUCGAUAACCAGUUUCUGUAAUUGAGUAGAUAUGAGUAUCCCCAGGUCGGGUAUCUGCAGGAUGAACUAUGGACAAUUUUGACAAAAUGCUUGUCAUGGAAAAGAGUACCAUGUUCUUUCAAAACAUUCUAAAAGGUUUUCUUCUGAUAGGGCAGAUACAUUUUUUUGUUUUCAUAUCAAACAUCUGAAUUUGAUAUGUCUUGGCCAGUGGAUGUUAACUAAACAGUAUUUCCCCCCCGUCAUACUGAAUUGUUACAGUAUUUUCUUGAUGUCUUUCUUAGUUUGUCCCGUUGGUCUGAAUCAUUCUCCGUACUGAUGCUGGAAAUGCAAAGUUUCCUCCAACAGCAGAGUGAGAUCAUAAGUGUGACGUUGCUGAUGAUUUGUAUUCAUUUCUGAGAAUGUUGAAUACAAUAUCCUUAGAUCUUCCCUUAUCAAACUGCACAACUGGUGUUUUGUUAGGGUGGACCCUUGUGAUCAGCCCUUAUCUGCCCCUUCAACAUAAGGACACACUGCUACACAAAUCCCACUGUCUCUCUUACAUUGGGGACAGAAUCCAUUGAUGUCCUCAAAGUGCCUCCAGUUUCCUAUUUUUUUAUAUAUAAAGUAGAUAUUGAGAACUGUCGUGUAUAUAACAGUAAUGUAGCAAUAAAUGUGCCAUUUUUAAUAACAGAAAUAUACCUUUUUUCAAUGUCUGUCUUUUUGAGCUUGUAUACUUUAAAUUACAUAAAAUACAUUGUAAUAAAGGGUUGAAAACAUGUA
This is a messenger RNA of Esox lucius (northern pike), 7029 nucleotides long. RefSeq names its product transcription factor 3a (gene tcf3a). Bases 567 to 2513 code for a protein of 648 amino acids. Gene Ontology annotation, biological process: regulation of transcription by RNA polymerase II. The transcript has 21 exons. Lineage: Eukaryota; Metazoa; Chordata; Actinopteri; Esociformes; Esocidae. Gene Ontology annotation, cellular component: transcription regulator complex. The record is from RefSeq and is a predicted model, not a curated record. Gene Ontology annotation, molecular function: RNA polymerase II cis-regulatory region sequence-specific DNA binding; DNA-binding transcription factor activity, RNA polymerase II-specific; protein dimerization activity.